CUGUUAUACCCUAUUUUAAUACUGCAACCCCAUGUAGAGGGUGCUAUGUCAGCAAAUUAUAAUAAUAUAAAUAUACGUCGGAUUCGCCCGCGCGGGCAGUCUGUUGUCAUUCUCGACACAUAUCGGUACUAUUUCCAAUUACCAAUUCGUUACUAUUCCUAUUUCUAGUUCUACUAUUUCUAAGUGUCCAAAUAUCCUUAAAUACUGUCAAUUGUGGUGAAAAACCAAUAUAAUCAUUUUUGUGUGUAAAAUUAGUUUUUUUUAAAAACCGUGUUCGAGGAUCCCGUAUAACAUUUGGUGGCAGCGGUGGGAUACCGAAAGUUCAAUAUAUACACAGAUAUAUCCCGAAUACGUCUCCAAAGGACAAACCUUACAAAUUAAAGUGCCAGUGCUACGUUUUCUUCAAUAAUCAAAGGCAAUAAUAAACAACGUUCACCCAAAUAUGCCUUCAACAUCCUAGUGCGCGUGUGUAUUGUGUGCUAGUGAAUCCUGUGGAAUAUAAAAUAAGUGCUGUGUGGAGUUGUUCCUGAGCCUUGAUUAUAAUCAGGCCUCAUCAUCAUGCUGUGGCAGAUCUUCAUUGUCGUGACAAUACUACACAUUCCAAUCGAUGCACGAUCGGACUUUGUCAAGCCUUAUCCUUCAAACGCUGGUAUCUACUUCGAUAGCCUGGGAAAACUUAAAAUAAUUAAGAGUAAUUUAAACGUAAUUAGUUAUGUAGAUAUAUCUUUCAUAAAACCUCAUCUUACUAAUUUGAAUGAAAUCAUAGGUACAUUAAGGUUUAACUGUCAAAAAUUUAACUUAACUUCUUGUGAAAACACGCUAUCUCCUUUAACAGCUCGUUUUACAGACGUUCAACGAGAAUAUGAUUCUAUUUAUCAUCUUAUUUCAAAGCGAUACAAACGUAAUGCAUGGUUUGGCGGUAUAGGUACAGUAUUUAAGCACGUUUUCGGCACGCUUGAUGAAGACGACGCUCUUAAAUACGAUUCUGCUAUAGAAUCUAUACAAAAUAAUCAAAAGAAAAUGGCAACAUUAAUAAAAGAAAAUAUCUUAGUUACUACUUCUACCUUAGAGUCCUAUAAAAAUAUUAUAAACAAAUUAAAAACCAAUCAAGAAAUCAUUAAUGAAUCAUUAAUAUCAUUCCUUAAACAAAUAACAAAUAUCACAGAAAUUACAAACAAUUUAAUCAUAGAAACAAAAGUCCAUUCCAUACUUACCAACCUUGAAAGCUCUUUGCUUACAUUAUCGUUUCAACUCGAAGACUUGAUAAACGCAAUUAUACUCAGUAGUCAAAACAUCCUACAUCCUAACAUUGUAACGCCUGCCCAACUAUACCGUGAACUCGCCGAUAACGAUAGGCACCUACCACGGGACACUGGGAUUCCUAUAUCAUUAAGCCUAGAUAAUAUUCAUUUAAUUUUAAGUAUAUCUAAUGUUGCAUGUUAUUAUUUUAAGAAUAAACUUGUAUUUGUUUUGCAAGUGCCCCUCGUUACCAAUGAGGAAUUCAAUUUAUAUCAUACUUUGGCUCUGCCUACUCCUCAUAGAGUGGAUAACCCAAAUAGUUAUAGUUUAAUCUCUCCUACUAGUUCGUAUAUUGCUAUUUCUAAUAGUAAACAAUUAUAUUGUAAUUUAGAUAGUUUACGUAAGUGUAAGACCAUAUACUCUGAGUUCUUUUUAUGCGAAGUACCGGUAAUCUCGACGACAAGUGAUAACCCGAUAUGCGAAAGUGAACUAUUAACGAAAACUGUUAAUGCUAUUCCUAAACGGUGUGUUACCAAAACCAUAUUCGGCGAGCUAGACAUUUGGCAACCACUAAUAAACAAUCGGUGGAUUUUCGUGCAGUCUCGUCCGAAUAAAGUGUCUAUCGAGUGUGGUGUUUCAGAAAUGCGUGAGAUUAUAGUGUCCGGUACGGGUAUUUUAGAUACCCCAAAACAGUGCACAAUCUAUACAAAAAGUGUAAGACUGAUAACUUCAGAUGACUCUUAUAAUAUAAGUAUACCUAGCCCUAUACUAGAUUUUAAUAUUAUCAAUGACUCAUGUUGUCAAAUCAAUUAUAACUCGAUUAAUAAUAAUACGUCCCCUAUUCUUUUCCAAAAUAUCGAUUUAGACGAUUUAACAUCUAAUGUAAACAAACAUAAAGAAAUAUUCGCGGAAUUAGAUAAGAUCAUAGAUGACAAACCAUUUAUUAUUAAAUACGGGACGCAUUAUUCAAUACUUACCUUUAUAAUUUUGUUAAUUGUAAUUUCUUUUAUAAUAUACAUCUUAAUUAAAAUUAUAUUAAAAUAUAAGAAUGCAUUUGUUAUCAAUAGAAACAAUGUAAACAUUGAUAACGAUACUCACGUCGAGAACGACAACGCUUCGCUGCAUUCUAUCGCUUCUAUCCCAUUACCGCGACUUAGGGAAGUAAUAUAACCUUUCCGAAUUUCGGUAAUUAACCCCAAAUUUCGGUCUUAUGCGGGGGGUUGUUAUACCCUAUUUUAAUACUGCAACCCCAUGUAGAGGGUGCUAUGUCAGCAAAUUAUAAUAAUAUAAAUAUACGUCGGAUUCGCCCGCGCGGGCAGUCUGUUGUCAUUCUCGACACAUAUCGGUACUAUUUCCAAUUACCAAUUCGUUACUAUUCCUAUUUCUAGUUCUACUAUUUCUAAGUGUCCAAAUAUCCUUAAAUACUGUCAAUUGUGGUGAAAAACCAAUAUAAUCAUUUUUGUGUGUAAAAUUAGUUUUUUUUAAAAA
Molecule: messenger RNA, 2727 nt
Organism: Helicoverpa zea (corn earworm)
Lineage: Eukaryota; Metazoa; Arthropoda; Insecta; Lepidoptera; Noctuidae
Exons: 3
Coding region: 559-2409 (616 amino acids)
Source: RefSeq, a predicted model, not a curated record